Molecule: messenger RNA, 2120 nt
Organism: Rubroshorea leprosula
Lineage: Eukaryota; Viridiplantae; Streptophyta; Magnoliopsida; Malvales; Dipterocarpaceae
Source: the annotation of a GenBank genome assembly
UUCCCAGAGAUAAAGACAAGAAAUCGGGGAGAAUCAAUGGAGUCCAGUGAAACCAGCAUACAGAGUGCAGACCAUGACGACGUCCAUGAACCCAUGCUGCGAAAACACUCCUCCUUGGUGGCAGUAAGCUCUGAACUCGAGGACAUACUCUCUGACCCAUGUUUGUCCAACUUCCAGCGGUUUCGGUUGGCCACCUGGCUCGAACUCAACAUCCUCUUCCGUCUUGCAGCUCCGGCCAUUGUUGUUUACUUACUCAACAAUGUUGUCUCCACGUCCACUCAGAUCUUCUGUGGCCAUCUUGGGAAUCUUCAACUCGCUGCAGCCUCUCUCGGCAACACUGGCGUUCAAAUCUUUGCAUACGGUCUUAUGUUGGGUAUGGGGAGUGCAGUGGAGACGCUGUGUGGCCAAGCUUAUGGGGCGCAAAAAUAUGAAAUGCUGGGGAUAUACAUGCAAAGGUCGAUGAUUCUCCUCACAGCUACUGGGAUUCCACUUAUGCUGAUAUAUAUCUUUUCCAAACCCAUAUUGAUAUUGCUAGGUGAAUCAAGCACCAUAGCAUCUGCAGCUGCAAUCUUUGUCUACGGGCUCAUUCCCCAAAUUUUCGCCUACGCAGCCAAUUUUCCUGUACAGAAGUUCCUCCAAGCGCAGAGCAUAAUAGCACCUAGUGCAUUCAUAUCAGCAGCAGUUGCUGGGGUCCAUCUCUUACUCAGCUGGCUUGCAAUUUACAAAUUUGAUUGGGGAUUGUUGGGUGGAUCAUUAGUUUUGAGUCUGUCCUGGUGGCUCAUAGUGGGGGCACAAUUUGUGUACAUUUUGAUGAGUGAAAAGUGCAGGAAAACAUGGACUGGCUUCAAUAUACAGGCGUUUUCAGGGCUCUGGGACUUCCUAAAAUUGUCAACUGCAUCAGCUGUUAUGCUUUGCCUUGAAACUUGGUACUAUCAGAUACUAGUCCUGAUUGCAGGGCUACUCCAAAAUGCUGAGAUUGCAUUGGACUCUCUCUCCAUCUGCAUGACAGUAUCUGUCUGGGUUUUCAUGAUCUCAGUGGGUUUCAAUGCAGCUGCAAGUGUGAGAGUGAGCAAUGAGCUCGGAGCUGGGCAUCCCAAAGCAGCGGCAUUCUCUUGUCUAAUAGUAACUUCAAGCUCGUUCAUCAUCUCUGUGAUCUGUGCCAUUAUCGUGCUUUUGACACGCAAUGUCAUCAGCUAUGCCUUCACCAGUGGCACUGCUGUUGCUGAGGCAGUGGCAGAACUCUCUCCCUUGCUGGCAUUAUCAGUCAUUCUGAAUGGUGUUCAACCCGUUUUAUCAGGGGUGGCUGUUGGUUGUGGAUGGCAAGCAUUUGUUGCAUAUGUCAAUGUAGGGUGUUACUAUAUCAUUGGUAUCCCAUCAGGUUGCCUACUUGGUUUCAAGUUUGAUUUUGGGGCAAAGGGUAUAUGGGCUGGAAUGAUAGGAGGGACCAUUAUGCAAACUCUUAUUUUAUUAUGGGUCACAGUGAGGACAGAUUGGCAAAAGGAGGGAGUGAGCUUCAGUGCAGCAAUGGUGGUCAGGGAAGAGAAGCAAUGGGACAAACGGAAACCAAGACACAAAGACACAGGCUCCAGUGAAUUUGAAGCUAAAUCUAAUGGAGGUAACAACAGACUUCACACAAAGGAGGCUAAGCUAUUCAACACAAGGCUUGUUAGAAGUGCUUUUUUGCAUUGUAACUCUGCUCAAUUAAUGUGGGGGUUUAAGAGAGGGCUUGGAGGAGGAGGAGACAAACCCGGAGUUCCCUCUUUUGGUGAGGCUCAUUUCAUCAACAUUUGUAGCUUGCUUGCUGCACUUUGCUGCUACUGUGCUGUUGGUGCGGCCCUCCCUUCUUUUCAUCUUGCUGCCACUUGUGCAGCUUUGACACCACAACUUCAACAGAUUUUACCACUUAACAGAGCUAAUACUCAUUCUCUUGCCGACACUUGGAAUUUGUCUUCUUGGUCAUGGUUAACAGCUUCCUCUUCAUUUUCUUGAUUAUGGGGCCACCACUUACCUAACCCACAAGGCAGAUUUAUACAGUUUGGGAAUUUUGGCAUAGCCACUGGAAGUUGUUACUUGGACGAACAAUGACUAUAUGUCAAGCUUAUUAAAUUGGUUAACCUAAC